Molecule: messenger RNA, 2043 nt
Organism: Choloepus didactylus (southern two-toed sloth)
Lineage: Eukaryota; Metazoa; Chordata; Mammalia; Pilosa; Megalonychidae
Gene: NARF
Product: nuclear prelamin A recognition factor
Exons: 12
Coding region: 218-1498 (426 amino acids)
Cellular component (GO): lamin filament
Molecular function (GO): lamin binding
Source: RefSeq, a predicted model, not a curated record
CCCGCGACCACGCGCCCCGCGACGCGCGCCCCGGGCCCGCCCGCCGCGCUCCAGAUGAGGUGCGAGCAGUGCACGCAGCAAGGAAUGUAGCAAAAAAACAAAAACCGAUGAUGAAGAAAGCACGUCAGUGGAUGCCCUGAGCUCAGCCGGUGAGAACGGAGAGUUUCUUCUCUGAUUCGGUUGGUGCACUUCAUUCAGUCCCCCUGAGCUGGUAGUGAUGGUUUGUGUUUACUGGAAAGGAGAAUUCCAUAAGUUGGCUGAUGCCAGAAUCUUCCUGAGUGACUGCCUGGCCCGUGGGAGCUGCCUGACCCCGGAGGAGGGCGUCCGGGUGGCCCAGCAGAGCGCAAAGGACUUCUUCCGUGUUCUGAACCUUAACAAGAAAUGUGACACCUCCAAGCACAGAGUGCUGGCCGUGUCUGUGUGUCCUCAGUCGCUGCCGUACUUCGCUGCUAGAUUCAGCCUUGGCGUGACUGACGCAUCCAGAAGACUCUGUGGCUUCCUCAAAAGUCUUGGGGUGCACUACGUGUUCGACAUGACCAUAGCUGCGGACUUCAGCAUCCUGGAGAGCCAGAGGGAGUUCGUGCGUCGCUACCGCCAGCACCGUGAGGAGGGGCGGGCCUUGCCCAUGCUGACCUCCGCCUGUCCUGGUUGGGUCCAGUAUGCUGAGAGGGUUCUGGGUGACCCCAUCACCCCACACCUAUGCACCGCCAAGUCGCCCCAGCAGAUCAUGGGCUCCUUGGUGAAGGAUUACUUUGCCAGGCAGCAGAACCUGCCUCCAGGCAAAAUCGUGCACGUCGUCGUGGCCCCCUGCCAUGACAGGAAGCUGGAGGCGCUGCGAGAGGACCCUUACCCGGCCCUGCAGGGCUCGCCGGCGGUCGACUGCGUGCUGACGUCAGGUGAGAUUGCGCAGAUGAUGGACCAGAGCGACCUCCCAGUGACGGAAGCCUCUGUGGACACCCUGUUUGGAGACCUGAAGGAGGACGAGGUCAGGCGCCACGACGGGGCCGGCUCGGAUGGGUACCUGGUUCAUGUCUUCAGACACGCAGCCAAGGAGCUGUUCGGCGAGGAUGUCGAGGGGGUCACCUGCCGGGCCCUGAGGAACAAGGACUUCCAGGAGGCGACCCUGGAAAAGAACGGGGAGGUCCUGCUACGCUUCGCUGCUGCACACGGCUUCCGGAACAUCCAGAACAUGAUCCUGAAGCUGAAGAAGGGCAAGUUCCCGUACCACUUUGUGGAGGUCCUCGCCUGUCCCGGAGGAUGCUUAAAUGGCAAAGGCCAAGCCCAGGCCGAGGACAGACAGGCGGACAGAGCCCUGCUGCAGCAGAUGGAAGGCAUCUACGCAGGGAUCCCCGUGCGGCCCCUGGAGACCAGCGAGCAGGUGCGGAGGCUGUACCAGGAGUGGCUGGAGGGUGCCGACUCGCCCCGAGCCCAGCAGGCCCUGCACACCGUGCACCCGAGCUCCGAGCCGCCCACCAGCAGCCUGGACAUCAAGUGGUAGAAGGAGAGCGGGGUCCGGCCGCUGGCCCUGGGCCAGGAGAUGGGGCAGGGCGCCCCGAGGGGGCAGCGAGAGACUCGGAGCAAACAGCCGGACUGGUGGCUGCUCGCCUCCGCCGCCUCCGCUGCCCCCGCCACCCUGGGGUGCUGUCCCUCGCCUGGUGAUGCUGUCCUGACAUGUGUGGGAUGGAAAUGUUGCAAUGUGAGAGAAGGAUUUCCCGGAAUUUAAGUCUUCUUUUAUCCCAAGGCUGUGAUAAAAUCCCAAAGAACAAGAAUGGAGACAAACUAUUAUCUUUUAGGUUUAAAAAAAGAGUGACCUGGGAAAAGCCAAGGCCUCCAGAGGUUUCAUUUCUCGUGCCCCAGGGAAAAUUGAGGUAGAAAUGGUGACUGGAGAGGGCGAGGGCUGGGCCUGGGCCCCCAGACAGGGUGGCUGCAGACCCCCGAGCCGGCCCCGGCCCCCAGCCUCCCAGCAGGGCUCCCACCGCUGCCACGGGCCUGGUAAUGACUGUGCCUAGAACUUGAAUAAACUACCAGGAGCUUCUGGGACAA